This is a messenger RNA of Zingiber officinale, 1235 nucleotides long. Its product is annotated as ubiquitin C-terminal hydrolase 12-like. Lineage: Eukaryota; Viridiplantae; Streptophyta; Magnoliopsida; Zingiberales; Zingiberaceae. Bases 556 to 1188 code for a protein of 210 amino acids. The transcript is spliced from 4 exons. Gene Ontology annotation, molecular function: protein binding. The record is from RefSeq and is a predicted model, not a curated record.
UCCCCGCCGACUCCUCUCAUGUGAUUGAUCCACUGCCCGCGUUCUUCUUUAGCAACUGAAUGUUGAAAUUUUGCUUGAUAUAUAUGAAGAAAUGUUUUUGGUAUCCCAUUCAUAAACAACACAGAGUGAAAGAUUUACAAGAACAGAAAGUUGUGGCGACCCCCAAAUAUGUUAUCAAUCCAAAGGAAAGUGGAGAGGAGGCGGGCCAGAGAACUGAUCCAUUUAGGUGGAUGAUUGAUGGUUUCUCAACAAUUGCAAAUCGAGGUGCUGAUAUGCAUUACUCAAGAGUUUCACAGCCUGUGAUUUUAACUGGAAGUUGCAACUGGAAUCAGUUUUAGAAGAAGAUGGUGAGAAAUAUGUUGGUCUUUACCUUUCAAAUGAUGAUGCAGAUUCAAAAAGCUCAGAGAUCAAGGCAAGCUACAAGCUCUUCAUAUUUGAUCAACUACAUGCGGAGCACAUACAAAAGGAAGGUGACAAAACAUUUGAAGUUCCAGAAUAAUUGAUCAUAAUACAGGAAGUUGCUCUUACCGGGACUUGUUGGUGUAGUUAAUUAUCAUGUUAUUAUCUUCAUUUGUGUUUUUUUAUGUAGGCGAAGACUAUUUCCAUAGCAAAUCCCAUGGAUUUUGUUGUAAGGUUGCAUUGAACAAGUUCAACAAUCCAAAAUCUGGUCUACUUGUCAAUGAUCGUUGCGUCUUUGGAGCUCAAAUCUUGGAGGCUUUUGCAUGCAAAUCAGACAAAGAAGGAAUCCAUGAAUCCUUGUCCCUUAAAAAGGACCCAACUCCUCGAAUAUAUACUUGGGUAAUCAAGGAUGUUUCCAAAUCUAAGGAGACACUAAUUUCUGGAGCUUUUGCUGCAGGCGGCUACAACUGGUGUAUCUGGCUCUUUCCAAACUUAGACAUAUACAAAGACUCCCUUGGUGUUUUCUUGAGGAUGGACAAUAAUGCUGCUAGUCUUUCUUCCAAGACAAGUGUCUAUGUGGAUUUUAGCCUUUGCUUGUUGGAUCUACACAAUGCCAACCAUCGGAAGCUUACAGUGAAAUAUUUGUUCUCGUCAAAGAGUGUCGGUUGGGGAUUUUCCAAGUUCUUAAGCUGGAAAGAAGUACAAGAUCCAUCUAGAGGAUUUCUGCUCAACGAUACAUGCAUCGUUGAAGCAUCCGUUGGGGUCCUUGGAGUAGACACCAUUCAUUGAACAGUAAUCAAAAGAAUUCAUUUUGACUUAAAUAAGAUUACCUGUUC